Molecule: messenger RNA, 2319 nt
Organism: Lasiodiplodia theobromae
Lineage: Eukaryota; Fungi; Ascomycota; Dothideomycetes; Botryosphaeriales; Botryosphaeriaceae
Product: DNA repair protein
Exons: 1
Coding region: 1-2319 (772 amino acids)
Source: RefSeq, a predicted model, not a curated record
AUGUCGUCGCGCGGCUCUUCGGAGCAAUAUAUCAGCGAGCUGGAGGAGCAGCUCCAGGAGCUGCUGGAGAAGAACGAGGAGCUGGAGAAGAAGAUCCAGCAGCAGAACAAGGACAACAAGGUCCUUGAGGACAAAUUGGUGUCCGCCCAGACGAGCCGGGACUGGGCGGAGGGGGAGAGGGAGGAGCUGGUUGCGCAGCUCGCCAAGACGGAGGCCGAGCGGCGGGAAGCUGUCGGCGCGCUGGCCCUGGAUACGGACCAGUACACCAGGGAGAUCAAAGGUCUCCACGAAACUCUGGACGGCCUGCAGGCCGAGUACUUGAAGAAGCUCGAGUACAUGAACUCGCGCUGCUCCAAGCACGCCGGCAACCUUCUCGCCGCCAACGCCAAGCUCGAAGAGAGGACCCGAGAGGUCAAGGAGCUUCGCGCUCAGCUGGGCGUCAGCCCGCAGGAGCCGCCGCCGCCGGCGGCCGAGGAAGAGGAGGAGCGCAAGAAGUCCUGGGCCACGGACUUCAGCACAGACUUCGGCGGUCCGGUCGCCUUUGGCGACUCCGCAACGCGCACGCUGGCCGACGAGCUCGGCGACGAAUUCAGCAGCGAGCCUGGCUCACCUCCCUCCUCUUCUCGCCCUCAUUCACCCACCUCCGCCGCCUCUCCCUUUUCCUCUCGCCCUCACUCACCCACCUCCGCCGCCGCCUCCCCCGCUCCCUCCGCUUCUUACGACUCCGAUGACGGCUCCAAUGCUACCGGUGUCACCUACGACGAUGACAACCGCCCCGACGAUACCGAUGACGGCACUCAUGCUACCGGUCUCACUCACGAUGAUGAUCACGACACCUCCUCUCACAUUGACCACACCGUUGAACAUGAAGACGCUCAGAUUGAGCAAGAAGAGCCUAUUGCCGAGCAAGACGAGCCCGAAGUCCAGGAGAACGAACCCCAGGUCCAGGAAGACGAGCCCGCUGAGGAGGAAUACCCCGAAGAAGAGGCCACCAAGGACGAGACCGCAGCCGACGAGAACGAGCAGGGCCUCACUACCACCACGGAAGCGAACUUCACCGAUGACGAUGAGCUGGGCUUCACCGGAUCAGAAUUCGCCGAGGACGACUCGACCGAGCUGCAGGACCAGCCAGCCGGCGCCGCCGCAUCCCCCUACGGCCCUCUCAAGUCCCUGCUGAUGCAGGAGCGCCCGCUCGCCUUCGACGACCACAACCCCUACGAAGAAGCCUUCCGCCCCGCCUCGCCCGUGUACGGCCAGCCCGACUCUAACGCUGCCGGCCCCUCCGAUGCGCUGCAGGCCGUCCAGAUGUUCCCGCAGGAGCGCGCCGCGCGCAACAACCUCGCCCGUGCAGUCCAGGAGGAGAAGACGAAGCUGGACGCCGCCAUCGCAGACCUGCAGCAGGAGAAAGCCGACGAGGUUCAGGCGAUCAAGGUCAGCAUGAACGACUACCUCGAGGAGCUCGACGCGCGGCGGAUCCAGGAUCUCCAGGACGCAGACUUGCGGCGUGUCCAAGACCUCGAGGCCGCCGACGCGCGCCGCCUCACCGACUUCCACGAGGCGCAGAGCAAGAUCAUGGGCAUAUGGAGGGACUCCGCCGAGCGCAUCAGGUUCAUGCUGCAGUACUUGGCCGCCCUCGAGUUCAUCAUCCGCCAGCAAGGGAUCGACGUGUCGUACCUGGAGGACCGCAGGCCCGACGCGAAGAAGACCGAGGACGAGCUGAACGAGAUGGCGUCGCGGAACGACCUCGUCGUCAGCCCCAUGCGCUUGGCCGUCGACAUCCAUCCCAAGGAGCUCAUCGCCGACAUCCCGUCCAUCCGCAUUUCCCCGCCCAGCGAGGAGUCGUCGCCGACCACCACCGCGCCGCCUCCCAACUCUCCCACCAGCGACGACGAGUCUUCGCCCACCUCUCCUACUUCUCCCACGGCGGCCUUCGCCGCCACUGGAUCCGCCUGCCCCCGCCUCCACGUCUACCUCUGGCCCCUCCUCGCCUUCCUCUUCACCCUCCUCACGCUCUUCUGGUUCGCUGGCCUGUCCGAGGCCGAGCGCAAGCUGUGGGACGACGCCAACGACGGCGCGCGCCUCUCCACGCUCGGCCACUUCGGUUACGGCGGACGCCUCAGCUACAGGCUCUUCACUCCCGUAUCACGUACGCUUUAUAACGCCGAUGGUGGAUACCUGGGCCCGGAUGACGGACAGCAGGUCUGGAUGCACCCGCUCGUCAGGGUCAGCGCGGCGCUGGUGGAGCCGGUCUUCGCCAGCGUGCAGGUCGUCGUGGCGGGGUUUGCGGUCGUGGUGGGGUGCCUUGUUGGGCUGCGCUGA